GCGCGCUGACGUAGUGACGGAGCGCCGGUGGCGGCGCUGUCAUGGCGGAGUUCCGUGCGCUGGGGCUGGCGCCGUGGCUGGCGGAGCAGGCCCGGCAGGUGGGGCUGGCGCGGCCCACGCCCGUGCAGGCCGCCUGCAUCCCGCCCGCGCUGCAGGGCCGCGACUGCCUGGGCUGCGCCAAGACCGGCAGCGGGAAGACGGCGGCCUUCGUGCUGCCCGUGCUGCAGGCGCUCUCCGAGGACCCCUACGGCAUCUUCUGCCUGGUGCUGACCCCCACCAGGGAGCUGGCGUACCAGAUCGCCGAGCAGUUCCGCGUCCUGGGGAAGCCCCUCGGCCUGAAGGACUGCGUCGUGGUGGGCGGCCUGGACAUGGUGGCACAAGCACUGGAGCUCUCCCGCAAGCCCCACGUUGUCAUCGCGACGCCUGGCAGGCUGGCAGAUCACCUCCGCAGCUCCAACACCUUCAGCCUUAAAAAGCUCAAGUUCUUGAUUAUGGAUGAAGCUGACCGGCUGCUGGAGCAGGGCUGUGCCGACUUCACUGCAGACCUGGAGGUGAUUCUGGAGGCUGUUCCAGCACGCAGACAGACCUUGCUGUUCAGUGCCACGCUGACCGACACGCUGAAGGAGCUGAAGAGCCUGGCUGCCAACAGACCCUUCUUCUGGGAGGCCGUGUCCGAGGUGCGGACAGUGGAGGAGCUGGACCAGCGGUACUUGCUGGUACCCGAGGCGGUGAAGGAUGCGUAUCUUGUCCACUUAGUCCAGACCUUCCAGGACGAGCACGAGGACUGGUCCAUCAUUAUCUUUACUAAAACCUGCAAGGACUGCCAGGUCCUGAACAUGAUGCUCAGGAAAUACAGCUUCCCUUCUGUAGCUCUGCAUUCCAUGAUGAAACAGCGGCAGCGAUUUGCAGCUUUAGCAAAGUUCAAGUCCAGCAUCUUCAAGAUUCUCAUUGCCACUGACGUUGCUGCCAGAGGUUUGGACAUUCCUGCAGUCCAGGUUGUCAUCAACCACAACACUCCCGGCCUGCCCAAGAUCUACAUUCACCGUGUUGGCCGGACAGCGCGUGCGGGCCGGAAAGGCAUGGCCAUCACACUGGUGACGCAGUACGACAUCCAUCUCGUGCAUGCUAUUGAGGAAGAAAUCAAGCUGAAGCUGCAGGAGUUCUCUGUGGAGGAGAAGUUCGUGCUCGACAUCCUCACCCAAGUGAACGUCACCAGGAGGGAAUGUGAAAUAGACCUGGAGGGAAUGGAUUUUGACGAGAAGAAAGAGAUAAAUAAGCGGAAACAAAUGAUCCUUGAGGGGAAGGAUCCAGAUCUGGAGGCCAAAAGGAAGGCAGAGCUAGCCAAGAUCAAGAAGAAGAACAAGCAGUGCCGUGAGAAGGUGCAGCAGGUCCUGCAGAAGAGGAAGCAGCUGCAGCUGAAGAGGAAACUGCAGAAGAAGAUGGAGCGGCGGAACAGGCGCGUGAAGGAAGAGGAAGAACAGCCCUCGGCCUGACUUGCUUGGCUCGGACUGCCCUGAUGUUGCUGCUGCUUUGGGAGUGCUGGGACCUAAUGUGUUCUAAUGUGGACACUUCUGACCUGACACUGUUGGGAAGGUGGGAGAGGGGAGAAGAGAAGCCUCCAUAAACCAGCUUGUGGGCACAAGGCCUCCCUGGCAGGCUGGCUCUGUCUCCUACAGGAGUGUCUGUCAAGAGCACGUUUCCUUCCUCCAGCAGAGGUGAGGCCAGAUCUGAGCUCUUGGUGACACAAAGGGAAAUAAAGCUCCUGUCUCUUCCCCCUCCA
Pezoporus occidentalis (night parrot) is the source of this 1780-nucleotide messenger RNA. It is a transcript of the gene DDX49, whose product is annotated as DEAD-box helicase 49. The transcript is spliced from 13 exons. The record is from RefSeq and is a predicted model, not a curated record. Gene Ontology annotation, molecular function: ATP binding; RNA helicase activity; nucleic acid binding. Bases 42 to 1493 code for a protein of 483 amino acids. Lineage: Eukaryota; Metazoa; Chordata; Aves; Psittaciformes; Psittacidae.